Molecule: messenger RNA, 1175 nt
Organism: Vitis riparia (riverbank grape)
Lineage: Eukaryota; Viridiplantae; Streptophyta; Magnoliopsida; Vitales; Vitaceae
Product: vacuolar protein sorting-associated protein 32 homolog 2
Exons: 8
Coding region: 215-865 (216 amino acids)
Biological process (GO): vesicle budding from membrane; late endosome to vacuole transport via multivesicular body sorting pathway
Cellular component (GO): multivesicular body; cytoplasmic side of plasma membrane; ESCRT III complex
Source: RefSeq, a predicted model, not a curated record
AGUGACAGGCAGGCACCGGGCUCCAUCUCUCCAACCAAACUCUAAUCGGAGUCUUCCACCUAUAGCGAUCCUUCUUCUUCGUACUCUCCCAAAUCCUCGAACCUAUCAAUUCGAUCAUGGUUCAAAGCGUUUUUCCUUAAAACGCUAGCGACGAUUUCGAUUUUUUGAAGCGUUUAUCAGAUUCUUUGAUUUUCUUGUUCUAUCGAAAUCAAUCAUGUUUACGCGUUUGUUCGGGAAACCUAAGCAGGAGGCCAAUGCCCUAACAACAUUGGACAAGUUAAACGAGACACUUGAAAUGCUAGAGAAAAAAGAAGGUGUCCUUUUGAAGAAGGCCGCUGCAGAGGUUGAAAAGGCUAAGGAAUUUACUAGAGCAAAGAACAAAAGGGCGGCAAUACAAUGUUUAAAGAGGAAGAGGCUCUAUGAACAGCAAAUUGAACAACUUGGAAAUUUCCAAUUGCGCAUUCAUGAUCAGAUGAUAUUGCUAGAAGGUGCCAAAGCUACAACAGAGACUGUUGAUGCAUUGAGGACUGGAGCUUCUGCGAUGAAGGCAAUGCAAAAGGCGACGAAUAUUGAUGAUGUUGACAAAACAAUGGAUGAGAUUAAUGAGCAGACAGAGAACAUGAAACAGAUUCAGGAGGCAUUAGCCACACCCAUUGGUGCAGCAGCUGAUUUUGAUGAAGAUGAAUUGGAAGCAGAGCUUGAAGAAUUAGAAGGAGCUGAAUUGGAGGAACAGCUUCUCCAGCCUGCCACAACUGCCCCAGCAGCACCAAUCCCUGCAGGCAGAGUACCAGCCCGCCCAGCUCCUCAGAGGAACACUGCUGAGGAUGAUGAGCUUGCUGCAUUACAGGCAGAGAUGGCACUUUAAGAAGUUACCAAUUCCAAGCAAAGACCAUGUAAAGACUGGUUGUACUCUAUGAUUGAUGGAGCCUGACAGCCUGUUACUUCACUCCCUGGACCCUCCAUUUCCGUAUUUAUUCUUCAGCGUGCAUUCACUGGUAAGGAAGCAUUUGUAUAGAUGGCUUCAAGUAAAUUACAUUCCAAGUAAAAUUACGUUCUAUCUAAAAUCUGUACCCUGCUUCUGUGGUUUCCUAAACGAGUUGGCCAGGAUUGGUUGUGGACAUCUUAUAUAUCUAUUUCUUAUCAGUGUGAUGAGAUUCCCUAAUUUUUCCUCGUAA